AUGACUUCAAUCGGAAAAUUUACGACUUCAGCCGUCUCCGCUGUGAGCGAGAUUACUGUCGCCGCCGCAAACCUCAACUUCGACUUUUCUUUGGUGAAAGUAGAAGCACCUCAAGAGUUCCAAGCUCUGGGCCAAGUUUUGUCUCGCGGAAGGCGACGAGAAGCUGAAGAAGGCACCUCGCAUAGCACGGCAAGGAAGUUGGCCGCCUUAUUCGAACCGUUACUAGACCGAACCCCCGAGCUUUUUAAGGCUUAUGGCACUAGAUCUUCCGAGAUUGUUUCAAGCCGAGAAGUCAAUCCCCUCGGCUCCAAAGAGGACCACGGGCUCUUUUUCGAACAGGUCGGCGCAGACUGCACUUCGAUAUGGGCUGCAGCGACUUCGGGUCAUUCAGCUGUUGCCAUGCACCUCCUGGCUUGCAUGCUUGCCCGGAUUUGGGAACCGGACCAGGCUAUUUCUGUCUGGGUUGACAUAGUCGGAGAGCGAAAACGCCAGAUCCAAGCUGAUGAAAGCCUCAGUGGUCUAGAAAAGCUGGCAUUGGACGCAGCCGCAAGACAACACGUCUCAAGGGAGCAACUGGCCCAGUGGGAUGCCAGCGCGCGGUCCUGGCUUCAAUGUGCGGAUCAGGCCACGGGUAUCAAGACAAAGCAAACACAGCUGCUACUCAUACUCAAGAAUGUUGCCAUCGCGGUCAACAGCAUCACUGAUACCUACAAGAGUGUCAUGCAGGCAUGGAAGAGCGCCAUGACACUAGUUGAGAACCUCAUCCGCGGCCAGCCACAGGAGGUACGUGAUGGAGCCAUCCUUCUGGGCUUGUCUGCUUGGCAUCUUUUCCCGGAUCUUGUGGUGUUGGGAAAUACCACCACUCAGGUUAAGCAAAGGGAUUCUCUGAUCGCUUCAGGCGGUAUUCUCACAGUGGGAAUUUCUGAGACUCACUCCGACGAAGAACACUGUGGCAUCUCGUGGUCCUUGCCCCUAGCAUCUCUCAACUUUUACGGGGAUCCCGUCACGUCAACACAAACCUUGGAUCCGGACACACCUCGACUGACAAGUCGCGAUUUGGCUUUUGUAGGCCUCGGGAGUUUGCUCUCUCAAUGGGACCCACGAAGCGCCAACGUUGCUCAAGCAGCCGAGUGUCUCGUCGAGCUCUGGGCGUUUCUUGGUCGCAAUGUCGAAGGGUUCAGCCUCGAAAGCGCUCCCUCGGGAGGUUUGGUCACUGCUGAUCCACUCCAAGUUCGACCGUGGCAAUGGCUCAAGAUGCUGCGCGAUGCAGCACGGGCAUUCCUUGAUGCCCGAGGCGUGGACAAAGAGCGAGCAUUUCGACUCCUCCACUUUGGCCGACGCCGAGCGGAACAGUUUCUGAGCUACAAUGCAAGCCUUCAAACAGAUUUCCUUGGUCUUCUAUGCUCGCGGACAUUCAUCGGCUCCUUACGGGGCACUGAGACGAAAAUCUCGUAUCUCCGGCAUUGGGCAAGCGAACACGUCUCGCAUCAAGAAGACACGGUAAUCCAGUACACUGUCACAAAGCCUUCUGUGCUAUCGGAAAUAAGGUACAGAAGGUCGAACUCGACAGAACCAGCGGAUGGUGCGAAACGGUCUGAAUACGCACUUCCAGACGAUGACAUGGCGCCUUUGGGCGAGGAAUACGCAAUCCCAGAGGGUGGCAUCUUCGACACCGAGAACUCUUCGACCAAAGGUCAGAGGCGGAAAAGACCCAAAUCAGAAAGCACUUAUUUGCACUUCGAGUACGCAACGGCGAUACAAGCCGCGUCUCCCGGUUGCAAACGAGGCACGACCGGUGCUGAGGUACCAACGAAAUGCCACAAGCGGUGGAUUGCUAUCAUCUCAGAAAAGCCCAUGUGUUCUAUGUACGGAAAGUGCACUUGCGAAGAACACAAACUCUCAAGCUGCAACUGUGAGAGGCACUCAUGCAUGUCAACGUUGAAGAAUCAUCGUCGUGAACCAGCCUUGACAGAAAAGCGAGAAUCUGAUCUGUCAAUUACGGGAGAGUGGAUUACCUUAGAAGAACAGAGAGUCAUCUACAGGGAUCCUGGAUAUCAUGGCGAAACACUGAUUUGGCAUGGAUCGCCGCAAGUUCUAUCUGGCAAAUCGAAGCAUUCCACCAGAGGACAAACUUACCACGUCUUAUGGGGCAACCCUGGUGAUGCUGCCAUCUUCAUCAACUCGAAAGUGGAUAAAGGAGACACCACGAAAACGGCCGCUUCCUCGCCCACACUUAUCUCCUCGUGGAUCUCUGCGCUAAAAAACAAUUCAGUCUGCCCCGAAACUCUCCAAGCAAUCCUCAGAGCUGGUGCUAAAGCUUACGAAGACUACUUCACCUCCCUCGACGCCCUCUCAAUUGCGUAUGAGACCUUCGAGGCUAUGCCAGGCGCCACAAUAGAUCCCAAGGUGGCAUCACAGCCACUGAAGAACUCACAAUGGUAUAGAUCCUACAGUACCUCGCAAGCUCUUGCAUGGGAGCAGUUCCAGCAGGAGGAAAAGCGCCAUAAUCUGCGGGGCAUGACGGUGAGUGUUCCUGCUUUUCAAAUGUCAUUGAAACGGAGCGAAACUUUUGCCUGCAUCGCCUUCUUUGACAGCGGUAAUAUUGACGUACAUCCUGAUCACCUCCACAGCGUGAUGGCUGUUUCUUCAGGCAAUUCCGUGUAUCUGGCUCUUCAACUGCUCGAGGAUCCCUCCAAAGUCGGCAUUGAACACCAAGUCAGACACAUCGCUGGAAAUAUUGGCCAAGCAGGCACAGGUUUUUUGGUUCCUCCUGCAAAGCCAAGAGUCAGAGCUAUGAAUGAUAGUUCAUGGCAGGUUAUCAAUCACGAUAGCUUUGACGAACGAGUCGAGAACUGCUUCGAGGGCACGUCAUGCCACUUGUCCUUCACAAACUACCGUAUGCCAAUCACACUUGCGCAUCAGGUUCAUGGCCGGCAGGACGUGGAGACCUAUUUUAUCGAGACGGUCGCAUCGAUCUACGACUCUGGAAAAUGGGUUGCAGAUCUGGACAUCCUUAGUUCUUUGGCCAGCAUGAGUCUGAAUAGGUCCUUAAUUGCAGGUUGA
Molecule: messenger RNA, 3063 nt
Organism: Fusarium subglutinans
Lineage: Eukaryota; Fungi; Ascomycota; Sordariomycetes; Hypocreales; Nectriaceae
Product: serine threonine kinase
Exons: 2
Coding region: 1-3063 (1020 amino acids)
Source: RefSeq, a predicted model, not a curated record